AUGUUGCUUGAUGAGACGGCAGAGGAAACGAUUGGACUACGGGACUCUGAAAUGACAGAAAUGGACAUAAGAGAGAUACCACCUUCCACUUCGACGUCGAAUAUCUCUGCUGCAGGUGUAUGUGAUGCUAAGCCAUCACCGUCGUCCACGUCGGAUUCUAACGUUGUCAGAGUGGUUAGCGAAAGCUCACCUCCAGAAACCUCAACCGUGGCCGAACAUCCGCAACGGUUAUCUGGUCGUAAGUGGAAACACCAUCCUGGAAGGAAUAGUGCUCCAUUCCUUUAUUUUGAAGUGUCGCCUGUGCUACCAGGGUUGGCUGCAUUUCUGUCCCUCAUAAUGAUGAUCAGCUUAUUGAAGACGUCAUUCAGUGAUCCAGGAAUUAUCCCAAGAGCCUCUGACAUGGAGGUUGCAGAGCGAUCUAGGCAAUACUUUCAUGAAAUAAUUUCUAAUCCUGAUUAUAAUCCGAAUUCAAAUAUCCUUCCUGAUCAACCGAGAAUGAAGCAGGUGAUAAUAAAUGGCCAAGUGGUGAGGUUGAAAUACUGUUUUACUUGUCGUUUUUUCCGUCCACCACGCAGCUCUCAUUGCUCAGUAUGUGAUAACUGUGUACUGAAUUUCGACCACCACUGUCCAUGGGUCGGUAAUUGUAUCGGACAGAGGAACUACCGCCAUUUUUAUUUUUUCAUCGUUUUUCUGGCAAUGCUUAUAGUUUGCAUUUUUGGGUGUUCACUUGCUCACCUGAUGAUAUUAUCACGAACGGACCAGUUUCUCAGCGCAAUCAAGGGAACGUUCAACAAUAAACGAAUGUCACAACAAGUUAUCAAUCCGUACGCAUUUAAGUCAAUUUUCCGAAAUUGUUGUUGGAGGCUUUGUAUGGCGGAAUCACCGAGUUUGCUCGAUAGUCGAGGUGCGAUCAGUUCUGAUCCUGUGUUUCGGAUACGUCUACCAACAAGUGGAUAUGUUAACGAAGUGUCGGACGAGACGAAGUAA
This is a messenger RNA of Angiostrongylus costaricensis, 987 nucleotides long. NCBI's taxonomy places the organism in Eukaryota, Metazoa, Nematoda, Chromadorea, Rhabditida, Metastrongylidae. The record is from the annotation of a GenBank genome assembly.